Messenger RNA from Funneliformis caledonium, 418 nucleotides. The record is from the annotation of a GenBank genome assembly. Lineage: Eukaryota; Fungi; Glomeromycota; Glomeromycetes; Glomerales; Glomeraceae.
UAUUUUUAAUAAUACUCAUGCAGAACUUUCAAGUUUACAACAUCAAAUGAAAGAACUUCAAACAGUUUAUCAGUCAAAUGAAGCAGUGCCUAUUGAUGAAUCUGAAACUGAUGAAUCUGACCAAGAAGAAGAAUCUUUAGCUAAAUUUACUGAACAUACUGAACCUACUUUAGAUGAAUCUACUUUAAAUGAACCUCUUUUAAGUGAAUUUGUUUUAAGUAGUGAACAAAUAAAUAAGUUUAAAAAAAUUUAUUCAAAAAACAAAAUUGAUAAUAAUGUGAAUGAUAAUGAUAAUGUAAUUCAAAAAAUAAAAACUUCAUUAAAUAAAAAAGAUGAAGAAGCUCAACUUAUAAAGUUACAAACAGAAUUUUGUUGUAAAGACAGAUGUCUUCAAAAAAUUUCACAUGAAGAUGCUUUA